AUGUCUACACCAACGUUUCCUGCCAAAACAACUGCGCUCGAAGUUGUCAAAGGACUUCGUGCAAAACUAGAUGGAAAAGUCGUACUUGUUACGGGUGCUACAUCAGGUAUUGGUGUUGAAACAGCUCGUGCAUUGGCAUCUGCAAAUGCACAUGUAAUUAUAACAGCGCGAGAUAUGAAUAAAGGUGCACAAGUUAUUGCAGAUAUUAGAAAAACAACAGGUAACAAUAAAGUCGAAGUGAUGGAAAUGGAUCUUACUUCACUCCAAUCGGUUAGAAAAUUUGUUUCUCAAUUUCAAGCACGUGGAUUACCAAUAAAUAUUCUUAUUUGCAAUGCAGGAAUUAUGGCAACUCCGUACUCAAAGACAGUUGAUGGCUUUGAAUCACAAUUUGGCGUCAAUCAUCUAGCUCAUUUUCUUCUUACUACUAGCCUUUUACCAGAACUAAAAGCAGGUAAACCAUCACGUGUAGUUGUUGUUAGCUCAUUAGCUAAUAAACGUGGUGGUAUAAAUUGGGAUGAUAUUAACUGGGAGAAAAAAUAUGACAAAUGGCUUGCCUAUGCUCAGAGUAAAACGGCAAAUAUUCUAUUUGCUAAACAAUUGAAUAAAUUAUAUGAAUCAGAAGGUAUUCAAGCGUAUUCUUUACAUCCGGGUGGAAUUCUAACGAAUUUACAAGUGCACGUACCAAUCGAAGAACAACGUGCAAUGGGAUGGUUUAAGGAAGAUGGUACACCCCAUGAUCUAUUCAAAACCGUAGAGCAAGGAGCAUCAACAAGUGUCUACGCUGCUUUGGCACCUGCUCUUGAUAAGCACGGUGGAGAAUAUCUUGAAGAUUGUGCAAUAAGUGUAGGAAUACAUUCUGAUCAAAUGUAUUUCGGUUUGGGAUUGCAUGCAGUUGAUAUGGAAGCAGCUGAACGUUUAUGGAAAUUAAGCGAACAAAUGGUAGCAGCCAAAUAG
This is a messenger RNA of Rotaria socialis, 954 nucleotides long. Lineage: Eukaryota; Metazoa; Rotifera; Eurotatoria; Philodinida; Philodinidae. The record is from the annotation of a GenBank genome assembly.